Ziziphus jujuba (common jujube) is the source of this 2362-nucleotide messenger RNA. RefSeq names its product RHOMBOID-like protein 10, chloroplastic. Gene Ontology annotation, molecular function: serine-type endopeptidase activity. Gene Ontology annotation, cellular component: chloroplast membrane. NCBI's taxonomy places the organism in Eukaryota, Viridiplantae, Streptophyta, Magnoliopsida, Rosales, Rhamnaceae. The record is from RefSeq and is a predicted model, not a curated record. The transcript has 8 exons. The coding region runs from base 1003 to 2043 and encodes 346 amino acids.
UCUGUUUUAGAUAAGUUCUCUCUCAUGAAAAAAUAGUUUCUCUAUUUUUUAAAAUUUUUUUUUGAAUUACUGCAAUUUUAUGGGUUUCAUUUCUGAGUUUUGCAGUUUAUGCAUAUUUGGUUUGGUAGCUGUGUUCCUAAUAUAAUAGCGAAAUCAGGGGGAGGAGUUUUUGAAUUUGUUAGAAUUUUGCUUUUUUUUAUGAGCUAGGACUAUGGUUGGGGCCUAUGUUGGGGUAGAGCUUAAAUUUGAUAAUUGAUUUGGGAAUUGUGUAAGUGGUCGAUUUAACUUCGUCUAAAUUUUUUUGAGCUGUUUUGGUAUUUGUAUUUCCACUAAAUAUCGGGGGAAACAUGGUAUUUUUUCAGAUGUGGUUCUCCACGAGGUCUUGAUAAAUCGAUAAGUAAUUAGAUAUUAGUUUCGUAGUGCUUUAUGGAAUCAUUUAAGACUUCUUGAUAGUGUAUACUGUUGAUGAUAAAGGGGAUAUUUAAAUUGCUAUAUAAGGUUGUUUUGGAGUUAGUAACAAUACAUUUACCUAUUUUAUUUAAUAUACUUUUGAGUAUCAAAUGAUUAAACAAAAUCAACUAAUAAAAUUUAUUGCCAAUAGAAUUCCACAUUAAUAUAAAUUCCAAUUAUUUGGAAUAAUCCUAAGUUUAGCAUAGUUGUCAAGUUAAUUUUGCAUGGUCAUGGUCUCGUGCAUGUUUGCUUCACUGGAAUCUGAGGCGCAUCAAGUUGUGAUUUUGUUCUGUUUUCUUCUUGAUGUAGUGAAGUGAUUGAGAGGGAUUGAUUGGAGUUGGUCACUUUUCUCAAGCAGGUGGCAAAUAGCCAGAAAACAAGGGCAGCACGCAUCAUCCUAUGAACUUACAUCCAAGUUAAGUAUUGUUAAUUAGGUGACCCAGCACAUAGCUGCUAAUUACCAUCCAACAGCUGAACUAACUUGACCUUUGGAAGGUAUGUUGGGAUAAGUUCACCCACAACCGUAAUACUAAAGGAGUAAAGAGGGAGAGCAUGGUUGUAUCUGGGUCACAAUCAUGGCUACCUGGUCCAUUUGGGCUUGGGUUUUCGGCUCAGAAGUUGGGUCCCAGUCCCAUGAAUUUGAUCGUCUCUGCCACUUCUCUGCGCUUGGGCCAUAUGCUUCAUUUCCGCCUUGAACCUCUUGUUGUUUCCUACUUUCAGAAACUGGGUGAUCUCAAUAAUGUGCAUAAAUUAAAGGAUACUUUAUCACAAACAUGGCGUUGGCAUUGGUUUGACUUCUUUGAUGGAGGAAGAAAGAGAAAGGACUCAGGAAACCUUGGGAUGUCUUACGCCAGCAAAUCUAAUACUAUAACUCCUUUCAGUGGGAGGCCGUGGACCAAUAUACUUCUUGCUUUAAAUGUUGUAAUUUAUGUGGCACAGAUUGCAACACAAGGAAAGCUACUGUUAUGGGGAGCCAAGAUAAAUAGUCUGGUGGAUAAAGGGCAACUCUGGAGGCUGGCCACGUCUGCCUUUUUGCAUGCAAAUAUUGGACACCUCAUGGUUAAUUGUUAUUCUUUGAACUCAAUUGGCCCUGCUGUGGAAAAGAUCAGUGGUCCUAGGAGAUAUCUUGGAAUAUACAUUUCCUCUGCAAUUGCAAGUUCAGCAAUGAGUUAUUGGUUAUGCAAGGCACCUGCCGUUGGUGCUUCAGGAGCAAUUUUUGGAUUGGUUGGAUCUUUUGCUGUCUUUGUGAUUAGGCAUAGAGGCUUGGUUGGAGGUGGGAAAGAAGAGCUACAGCACAUAGUUCGUAUAGUUGCCAUAAACAUGGUUAUUGGGCUAUUAUCCAGAGGGAUUGAUAACUGGGGACAUGUAAGUAUAAAAGCAAUACUAAAUUUUCAUUUAUCACGGGACAAUCAUAGUUCAUAUGUAAGUACAAAAUUGACUGGAAUAUCACACCGAAAAAAAUUUCAAGAGAGAGUGAGGGAGGGGAAGAGUAAUAGCCAAUUGCAAGUGUGCAAUAACUUACAAUGUGAACCAAAGAUUGUUGAACUAAAUGAAUGCGUCUUUUCCCCUUCUUUCUACUAUUACUUUUCAUAACAUUUUUCUUUUAUUCACUUUCUGAGAUUAAUUGAAGUCCCAAGGUAAAACUUUGAUGUUUGUUACUUUUGCAUAGUUAAUGUUGAAGUUAUAUACAUAGAACAUAUGCCAUAAUGUAAAGUUGGAUGCAAAAUAUCGUUGUAAAUUUGCAGUUCCAAAGUUCUUUUAUAUUGAUGGCUGUGGACUGUAUUAGAAUCCUUGGUAUAGCUAUUCUGAUAUAUUAGAGGGAAUCAAAACAAAAGAACCGUUGUAGAGUUUUUAGUAGAUUAAGAUUAUAUUUGCAUGUCAAUGAUAUUAUCUGCUCGGUUAUUUGUUGUCA